Molecule: messenger RNA, 1106 nt
Organism: Drosophila kikkawai
Lineage: Eukaryota; Metazoa; Arthropoda; Insecta; Diptera; Drosophilidae
Source: RefSeq, a predicted model, not a curated record
UCCGCGGUGUGGAUUUGGUUCUGAGCAAAAUGAAACUCCUCAUCGCUUUCGCCCUGGUGGCCGUGGCCAGCGCCGACGUCUCGCACCUGUUCUCGCACAGCAACAACCUCCACGAGGAUGGCUACCACUACGGAGCUCCCUCGGAGCCCUUCCCUGUGAUCGAUCUGCCGGUGCCCCACGAGACUGCCCCCGCACCGGUGGUCGUCUACAAGCCCCAGCCCACUCCUCCUCGUCCCGUUUACACCGCUCCCCCGGUGGUCUACAAGCCACAGCCCACGCCUCCGCGUCCCGUGUACAAAGCUCCUCCUGCAGGUGUGCUGAAGGAUGAUGGCUACCACUACGGUGAGCCCUCCAUUCCCUUCCCCGUGACCGUGCCCCCACCCACCAAGAAGGUCGUCUACGUGCCCCCACCACCACCACCAGCACCCAAGGUCGAAUACCUGCCUCCCCCACCCACCAAGAAGGUUGUGUACGUCCCACCCCCACCACCACCAACCAAGAAGGUCGUCUACGUGCCACCCCCACCACCACCAACCAAGAAGGUCGUCUACGUGCCACCCCCACCACCACCAGCACCCAAGGUCGAGUACCUGCCUCCCCCACCCACCAAGAAGGUUGUGUACGUCCCACCCCCACCACCACCAACCAAGAAGGUCGUCUAUGUGCCACCCCCACCACCACCAACCAAGAAGGUCGUCUAUGUGCCACCCCCACCACCACCAACCAAGAAGGUCGUCUACACCCCACCCCCAGUGGGCAUCCUUAAGGACGACGGUUACCACUAUGGCGAGCCCUCCAUUCCCUUCCCCGUGACCGUGCCCCCACCGGUGUACGUGCCCCCACCCACCAAGAAGGUCGUCUACGUGCCACCCCCACCACCACCAGCCCCCAAGGUCGAGUACCUGCCUCCCCCACCCACCAAGAAGGUUGUGUACGUCCCACCCCCACCACCACCAACCAAGAAGGUCGUCUACGUGCCACCCCCACCACCACCAACCAAGAAGAUCGUGUACACGCCGCCGCCAGCACCCAAGGUCGAGUACCUGCCGCCCGCGGAGAAGGGCUACAGCUACCCCAACAACCCCCAGCCCUCGUUCCACUUCUAG